Molecule: messenger RNA, 2840 nt
Organism: Puntigrus tetrazona (Sumatra barb)
Lineage: Eukaryota; Metazoa; Chordata; Actinopteri; Cypriniformes; Cyprinidae
Product: ras-related protein Rab-3C-like
Exons: 5
Coding region: 148-819 (223 amino acids)
Biological process (GO): protein localization to plasma membrane; protein secretion; regulation of exocytosis
Cellular component (GO): synaptic vesicle; endosome; plasma membrane
Molecular function (GO): GTP binding; GTPase activity
Source: RefSeq, a predicted model, not a curated record
AAGCGCGACUGAGUGACGUCGGCGCGGCCGGGAGCGCGCACAGCGGAGCGGCUGAUGCUGAUGCUCAGCUCAGAGGACACGGAGUGAUCCGAGCAUCACCGGGAACCGACUGAAUUAUCGUGCCAAAUCUCUUCUGGCUUCGGUAGGAUGCGUCAGGACGGAUCCAUGCAGAUGGCUGCGGCGCAGAAAGAGGGCUCUGACCAGAACUUCGAUUACAUGUUCAAACUGCUGAUCAUCGGCAACAGCAGUGUAGGAAAGACGUCGUUUCUCUUCCGGUACGCUGACGACUCCUUCACGUCAGCGUUCGUGAGCACGGUGGGCAUCGAUUUCAAAGUCAAAACCGUCUACAAGAACGACAAGAGAAUCAAACUGCAGAUAUGGGACACUGCGGGGCAGGAGAGAUACCGCACCAUCACCACGGCCUACUACCGCGGAGCCAUGGGCUUCAUCCUGAUGUACGACAUCACUAACGAGGAGUCGUUCGGAGCCGUGCAGGACUGGUCAACCCAGAUAAAGACGUACUCCUGGGACAACGCGCAGGUCAUCCUGGCAGGAAAUAAGUGUGACAUGGAGGAGGAGAGAGUCGUGUCUUCAGAUAGCGGCAGACUGCUGGCGGAGCAGCUGGGUUUCGAGUUUUUCGAAACGAGCGCCAAGGACAACGUCAACGUGAAGCAGACCUUCGAGCGCCUAGUGGAUAUAAUCUGCGACAAGAUGUCCGAGAGUUUAGAGACUGACCCCGCCGUGACCACAGGAACCCAGGGGACGGCCCGGUUAACAGACAACCCUCCUCCGCUGCAGCAGCCCAACUGUGCCUGUUAGUGCUCAGUUUACAUAGUAGCAUUAGUGUGUGUGUGUUUGCGCGCUGUGUGUGUGUGUGUGUGUGUAACACCUUUAGAUAGAUGCAUAUAUCCUUUAAUGUCAUAGAAUACAGGUGCUGGAACAACUUGAAUCUGAUCGGUGCAUGUCAGGAGUCACGUGACCCUUUAAACCCGACGGAAGCGAAGCUGGAUGCAGUCUUGAUCGACAGUGUUUUGAAAAAGCAGCGCGGAAAAAUUGCUCGACUAUGUUGCAUUCUUUGGUUUUUGGUGUAUUGGGCUGUGAGUGUGUUGCACCACUUCUCAAACAAGUCCUUCUCGAGGUGCUUUUUUAAAAACGGUAAGAAGCAGCGGCCGAAGACAUCCGUCUGAUGCAUGUGAAAACAGACCAAACGAACCCAGAACGCAAGAACGUGUUGUGUGCGAAUGCAACUUUUGCGUGUUUUGUUCCAGCACCUUUGCACUAGAGUCACGUCCGUCUUUACGGUGCCUAGUUCAUUCUGACGCUCUGUUUUCUUUACUGUCAGGCCUUUACGUUUAGUUCGUCCGCAUGCAUGCAGCGGCUGUUAAUGAACAGAUGACUUCGAGCACCACCGAACUGGUCUUUCUCUAAGUCCUACCUCCUUGGUUACUAGGAAAUAGUUUUUUUUGUGAACAAUUAAACUCGCUUUUCGCUGAGCUCCGCCCUCUUAGUUACAAAAAAAAGUCAUUUUGUAACCGAGAAAACUUAAUUAAAAUUAAAAUUAGUUUAGGAAAAAAAUUGUACGAUCGAACUAUCCUCUCCGUAAGCUCCGCCCCUUUAAUGCCGCAUAAACCGCAUUUGUUACGAAUUGCGCGUUCGUUUAAAAUAAACGGAAGAUUUUUUUUCGUGAACUCUUUGCGACGAAUCUAACUAACCCUGAGCUAAUUCUCCACCAAAGUCGGAGCUUUGAUGUCGUUACGGCUAAAAAUGUAGUUAAACGUUAGCUUCGGCUAAAACAGAUUUUUGCGAACGUUUUCGCUAAGCCCCGCCCCCUUAAUUUCGAAUAAACGUAAUUACGAGUUUACGUGAUACGUUUUUAUUUUUAAAAAUUUAAAAAUCGAAUAAAAACGUGGUUACGACUUAAAGUAAACUGCGUUUCCGCCCCUCAAAAUAAUAAUUAUAAAUUAUUUAGUUUUUAGGGUGGGGCUUAGUGAAGGAUCGGGUGCUCGAGGAAAGGAUCAUAAUGGCGGUCCUACAAAAAAAAUUGCAUUAAUACACGCAAACAGACUCUUUCCAGACAGUUUUGUAGAUCAGGAAUUCAUGCAUAGCUCCAGCGUGUAUAUGUGCGUGCUGUAGAUUAAUAAAGGCUCUGUCCUCGUCUAUAUGAAUACACAAUCUAUCUAGUGUAUAUAGGUUUGUAUAUACCUCAGUCAGAUGAAUAUAACAUUGUGGAUUUGAGUAGCUGUUUAAUACAGGGAGCAUUUAAUGUUUCUACGCGUUGUAAAUGAGUUCACGCUGACGAAGUGAAAUAUUUAUCUAUUUAUUGAAAAGCAAACAGACUUUACGGAGAGAAAGAGAAGAGCAGACGUGCUUCUGAUAACGCUCUUCUAGGUGAAGCGGCUUUUUCUGUUUCCCCCCCAAGCCCCUUUUCCCCUCCAUCUUCUCUCUUCCGUUCAUGUCGUUUUUCUCUGCUGGCUAAAGAGCUACUUCGCGGAGGCCGUCUCUGCUCUCGUCUCGUCUCAUGCUCGCGGGCCGGAGAGGAUUCGGUGACUUUAGAGGAAACGCAGUGAUAGCCAAGGAAAUGUGUGUCGGGCAGCUAUUUUCAGGAGAAGUGAGUCACCCAUCAAUAUUUCAUCCGACAAACCUUAAAUGACUCUGGCCAUGGGUGGAAGUUUUUUUCGUUUUUGAGUCAGAAAUAUACCAUUUCUAAGGAAGAGCAGUUCUAGGAAAAAUAUGACAAUAUUCAGAUUAUAUUUCACCUCAAAAUGAAACGUAGAAUAUAUAUAUGUGUAUAUAUAUAUAUAUAUAUAUAUAUCUAUGUGUAUAUGUAUAUAUAUAUAUAU